AUGGUCCAUGAAGUUGGAGAAGACAGCCAGUCUCCAUUGCUGGGAAGUUCUUCCUCAACUGAUCAAGUAUCAGCACAGCAUGUUAACAGGACUGGGUCCGUAUGGGCAGCGAUAGCGCACAUAAUAUCAGGAGUGAUAGGAGCUGCCGUAUUAUCCCUGGCCUGGAGCAUUGCUCAAUUGGGAUGGAUUGCAGGUCCAGUCAGCAUGCUCGCAUUUGCAGCUAUCACCACUCUUUCGACUUACCUUCUUUGUGACUGCUACAUGUUUCAUCACCCUCAACAUGGCCCCAUCCGAGUCCAUUCUUACAUGGAUGCUGUUCUUUUGUAUUUGGGAGAGAAGAAGCACAAAGUGUGUGGAGUAAUAGCACAGGAGAGCUUGUACGGGAUUACAGUUGCCCAUGACAUAACCUCUGCUACUAGCAUCAAAGCAAUUCAGAAAUCAAACUGUUACCACAGAGAAGGGCACGAUGCUCCAUGUUCAUAUGGGGAUACUUACUUUAUGCUGCUAUUUGGAGCUGUUCAAGUUGUGAUGUCACAUAUACCAAAUUUCCAUAACAUGGCAUGGCUUUCUGUUGUUGCUGCAAUCAUGUCCUUCACUUACUCCUUCAUAGGGUUUGGACUUGGGUUUGCGCAAGUCAUUGAAAAUGGGACGAUUAAGGGGAGUAUAACCGGAGUGCCUGCUGCUAGUGUGGCUGAUAAAUUAUGGUUAGUAUUUCAGUCGCUUGGAGAAAUUGCAUUUGCCUAUCCAUAUACAAUCAUUCUUCUUGAAAUACAGGAUACCCUGAAGUCACCUCCAUCAGAGAACAAGACCAUGAAAAUGGCCUCAAUGAUAGCAAUAUUUGUAACAACCUUCUUCUACCUCUUCCGUGAUUGCUUCGGAUAUGCUGCAUUUGGCAACAACACGCCUGGGAAUCUCCUCACAGGAUUUGGAUUCUUUGAACCCUGCUGGCUGAUCGACUUUGCUAAUGCAUGCAUUGUUCUUCAUCUGGUGGGAGGAUAUUAG
This is a messenger RNA of Hibiscus syriacus, 1002 nucleotides long. RefSeq names its product probable amino acid permease 7. The record is from RefSeq and is a predicted model, not a curated record. The transcript is spliced from 6 exons. Gene Ontology annotation, cellular component: plasma membrane. Bases 1 to 1002 code for a protein of 333 amino acids. NCBI's taxonomy places the organism in Eukaryota, Viridiplantae, Streptophyta, Magnoliopsida, Malvales, Malvaceae.